GAAGCGACUCGAGAGUUCAGUUCAGUGCACACAGCGCGUCAGUCAAUACCAGCGGGCGCUGCUGAUAUCCCUGGACUUGGAGGGGGCCUGCUGAUCUCCAACUUGUGGUUGUGGUUCGGUUGUUAGCACCCGCCAGAACGGCCAGUGUGUUUACGUGCGUGUCCGAGGACUAUCGCAUCCCAUCACCCGCAAGUAACCAGUGCCUGUGUGUGCCUGUGUUUGUUUGUCUGUGUUCGUGUUGCGGCUGUGAUUUGAAGCUUGAAGCGAACUGCACAUUACAUUCUAAACCUAAUCGAAUCAGUCGAGCAUCGUCUGACAUUGUUGGCGACGGUAAAUCAACCCAAAAAUACACUCCGCCGGCAAAGACUUCCCGUAGUUAAGCCGGACUAUUCCGACAAGAAACAGCAGUCGUAGAAGCAGCAGCAGCAGCAGAAGCAGCGAAGGGACACCCAACAGUCACCGUGCCAGCCCGACGGUAGCUUCACCUGCCAGCCAACACGGCGCCCAGUGAUAGAUAGUAGUUAGUGAAAAGCAACAGCGCUUUAGAGAAAAAUGAAUUUUCUCGGAGCUGCUGGAGGCGCUGUUGGAGGUGACGGAGGCGACGAUGAGAACGACAAAGAGAAGGAAGAGGAGGCAGAGCGCGAACGCCAGGAGGCGAUCCGCGAGGCCGAGGAGCGACGCAAGGAGAAGCACCGCAAGAUGGAGGAGGAGCGGGAGAAGAUGCGACAGGAAAUCCGAGACAAAUAUAACAUAAAGAAAAAGGAGGAAAUUGUCGAACAGGCACCCCAGGAGGAACCAAAUCCACUGAUGCGGAAGAAGAAAACGCCCGAAGAGCUUGCGGCCGAAGCGGAACAGGAGGAUCUAGACGACUUCACGAAGUUGAAAAACUCCAUAGAGACGCAGGUGAACGAGAUCAAGACGCAAAUCGAAGGCAAAUGCUCCUUGCAGUGAUUGUGCAACGUGCCGCGCGUGCUCUACCAACCAAGUAUUCAGUAAUAUUUGAAGACGACGACAACCGUCACACAACACAACACCUACACACCAUAAACACAACGCGUACAGCGUGUGGAGCGAUAUAGCAAUACUUCCAUCCCGCCCAACACGAUACCACCAUACCAUUCCCAUUGCAAUGGCGCUGCAGCGAUAGUCCGGUGCACCACACUGGACUGAAGAGGUAGUGAUCGCCGUAACGAACGCAAUCAUUAUCCAACAAAUGCGUUAGAAGGCCGUAAGAGUGUGUCCAGCGAAGUCACACCAGUGUGUGUGUGUGUGUCUCUGCGGAACGGCGGAUAGACAGUCAACAUCAGCGUGCCGCUCUUGGUCGCCAGCUUAAUUCGCAAUGUAAAGGGAAACUGUAUGCCACCUUCAACUAGCAUCACGCACUAACACCUGAACCUGCGUAACCGACGGAAGGCCAACAAUCUUCCGCCUACACACACACAUACACACACCAACAAGGAACAACUCAACCACACUGACACGAACUUCAAUGUCGAACGGGCAACGGACGACGGACGGUAAUGGUUGGCUUUCGGGAUGGGCGCGUACAUUCCACCAAGAAGUCGUUGUGAGUAGUAUCCCAGUAUGCAAACGGGAAGAAGAGGAAAUGAUAAGUAAUGAAAAAAAAUAUUCCAAAAAAUUGUUAAAAAUAUUAGGAGCUCUUUGCGAAACAAGGACGAAAACAAGAGAGAAAAAAACAACCCACUUAGCGAAGUAAAUGAAACAAACAAACAGAAAAAUAAGUAAAUUAGUAGUGCAGUAUAAAGAAAACAAGUAUUGUAAUGAGUACGAAACAUUAACAACACAAAAAACCAGAAAAAAAGACAAACAAAAAAUUAAACUUACAUCAGGCAACCAAUAAGCAAAAAUUGUGAUUAAUCUCCCCCUGAACAAGAACACAUACAUAAACACACACACACACACACACACACACACACACACAUACAAAUGCUAAAGAAAAUGGCAAAAGCAAAUAAACCCAGUAGCAAAUAGCUACACUCUGUUUCACCUUUUCCGAUACUUUGCAAAUAAACAAAAACUCUUUUCAUCAUCCUCUUUCCCUGUUUCCUCAUACAUUAAACCAAAGACUUACUCAACCACACUCACACACACACACUGUAGUAUGAAACAUGUAAAGGUUUAUGUUUGUAGGGAAAAUUGCAUUACUGCAUCAUGAGCAUCGUAUUUAGCGAAAUCUGUUACGUUUAAUCACUGUUUUCCGCUUUCCGCACGUUCGGAACCGAAGCGUUGUUGUUAGCCGUGUUUUAUUUUUGUUGAUAAUUCUUGAUCAAAACAAGGGACUCUCUCCUUGCAGCUCCUAUGCACAUGGAGAGUUGUCUGCUUCAGAUGAAGAGGAAGAAAAGAAUAAUCAGAAGCAGAUGUGAAAACUGCAUCGAUCGGUUUCAGUGCGUUACACGGGCUGGGGUUCGGACGGAUCCGGAUCCGACGUUGUGGAACGCUUUUCCAUUGUUUCCGGUGUUAUCGAAUCUGAACACUUGCUGAUGUGUGUGUGUGUUCCUGCUUUCUCUUGAGUGUGCUCGCAUGUAUGCGUGUGUGUGUGUGUUGUUCUAUUGCCAAAAGGCAUUCAAAAAUACCACACCAUACACAUGUGUCCCAAACUAACUUCAAUGUAACUGUUCGCCCCACUCAUUUUAUUCUAAAAACAAAAUCUCUCUAUCUCUCAAUCUCUCUCUCCAACGUACACACACACACUUUUACUAUCGGUCUGUCUUGCUGUCCUUUUAACCGUAAUCACGUGGUAAAUGUUUGUGAUAGAGUUCCAAAGUGAUAAUUAACAAAAAAAAGAAGCAAAAACAGAAAAGUGCAAAACGUUUGGUAACGAAAGGCAAAGCAAUGAUAGUGUGUGGUACACACACCAUGGCAGCUUCCCUUCUCAUUUGGAUGCUUGCAAAACUGUGUGUGUGUGUGUGUGUGCGCAAAAACGCAUUGAAAAAAUUCCUUUUAUGCUGUUUAAUAGGAAGAAAGGGAAUACAUAUUGGAAACAAAGCUUCUCCCCCCUCCGUCUGACGUCGGUAGAGGGAGAACCGUUAAGCAGCAUCACCUACGGAACAGUUGAUAGCUCCCUCAUUAUGUGUGCGUACGUGAUGGUUUACUUGUUGUGCCCGCGGACAGCACACUUCGUGUUAGUAAAUGCAAUGCAAAACAAAACCAACAAAAAAAAUUGCAUAUUUUUCGCGUUACCUUUUUUGAUCGUUAGCCCAGUUUAUUGAAAAGCGUUAAGAAUGUAAUGAAAAGCAAAUAAAUACAUAACUAAACAUAAUAAUGAGAUUGCAAACAAACAUGUUUUAACUUUAGCGACAUAAAAACAAAGCAUCAGAAGCAGCGGCAGCAAGUACUUAAGCACUUUAUCAAUGAAGUAAUCAUACAAAAGAGCGAGAGAAAGGAGAAAGAAAGAACCCAUUAAAACACGCAAACAGAUACACAGACAAACACACCAUUCCAAAACCAUCGUUGACAAAUGCAGACAAUUUACUCACAUUCGUGUGAACAGAAAAAGGAAAGUUGAAACACACCUUCAAGAGCCACACGUUACAGCACAGACACACUCGUGUGCUCGGGGUGGACGUAGCACGAACAAGGCGAGAAUGAGAAAAAAGCAUAAUAAACAUGUAAAACAUCUAGAAGCAGAAACGAACACAACGUCAUUGGCAGUAGUGAAUGCAAGUGUGAAGUAAAAUGUAUAUUUAGAUUGAAGCAUAUACCAUAGAUAAACGAAACAGAAAACACACAAACACACAAAACACGACAACAACAGCAAAUAGAAGGGAGUAAAGCAAAGCAAAACCGAACGAGAAACUUUAGCAUUAUUGUUAUAUACAUAAUUAUUGCUUGAAAUUCGUUGAAAGUUAAAAUACGAAACAAUUAGCAAAAAAAAUGGAUGAAAUCAUCAACAAAAAUGUAAAACCAAAGUUUCAAAGCUAGAACAGCCCCGGAAGAAAAUGAAAACGAUAUGAAAAUCAUCGAAAAAGAGCACCAACUGCUCUGAUCUCUCAAACGCAUACACACAUACAGGUUCACUAGAAGAAAAGAAAACCGAGUGGCGUCUAUGGAAAAAGGUGCAAGCGGUUGGGAAGUUAAAAGUAAAAACUGUCAGAAACAGCUGGAAUACACCAGGACGACGAUACAAUUCGUGAUGGAUCGUAUGAUGGUGGACGUCGAAGGAUCUUGUUUGCUCAUACUCGUAACUGGCACGAAACAACACGAAACCCGUUGAGCUCACUAGCCACCCACCGCCAUGCAGGAGGAGUAGAAUAAUAUUGAAACAGGAAAUCGGGUGAAAAUAUAGCGCUCAUCAUCAUGCUAAUGUUCGAAUAAACUUCCCGUUUUUUUUUCGUUUUUUUCUUUGUUAUGUUGAAUGGUCGACAAAGAGAUUGGAUGCAGGGUUUUUUGUUUUGUUUUUGGUAGGAUGUUAGUGUAUGUUGUGUAUGUUACAGGCACCUAUAAAGAAGGGCACCUGUUGGGCUCUUUUUUCAAUGUUCACUCAUGUGUCACUAUCUACUCGCCUAAUGUUCUGUUUCACCUUUAUGUGCCGUGUUUUGCUAUUGCUGUCGUAUGUCACUGUGUUUAUCUGUGUUCCAUCAUCGUCAUGUCUGUCGUGUGUAUUGCUUCUCUGUUUAUACAUUUUUGCUUACUUUCUUCUCUAUUCUUUCCCCCUUGAUGAUGAUCGAUCGUGGAUACCGAUCAUUACCCACAAACACACACACAUCCAAAACAAACAAACAAACAAACACAAAAAAACAUCGAAUUGCAGCAUCUUCAAGUGCACUUCCGAAAAGAGCGAUAGUAGUAAAAAAUACCCCCGAAAGAAAGAAAAAGCUAAAGUAAAGCUUAGAAGAACUUACAAAUUGAAGCGAGUGAUAAUUGCAUAGCUGGAAGAUGGUUGUUCUCGAAGCCACUUCUCCUAUCGAUCAAUCGAUCAGCUCAUUGUUUAUUCAGUGUGUAUCUGUGUGUAUCUGUGAGUGUAAUCUUCCCUUCCCGCACUGUGCAACAACAAAUGAUUACGCACGCUCGACUAUUUUUCGAUGUGUGUGAAAUGUUUCACAAAUAGUAUACAUGGUCUUGAAAUAUUUCAACUGCUCUUUACUUCAAGAUGGCGGCAAACUGCUCGCCUGCUUGGUGCUGCAAUUCAAAUUCAGCAAUAACUUGGCUUGGCUUGCCUACUUCUGUGUACGUGUGUUCUCCUUCCCUGCUCUCCGUCUGCUCACGUAAGCACACUCACACACACACACAUAAACACACAUGCACUUACACUUACAUACGCAUACUAGCACACGUUGGUGCAAUUGAUGUCAUGUUGAUUGUUUUAGGUUUUUUGUUCGUUCAUAUAUAGUUAAAUACGAUCAAUGUGUAAAAGAGCAAUAAUAUAUUACAAUCGAUAUAAUCGGGUUUCCUGCGAAAGGGAAACAUAAUAUAAUGUUACGUUAAAAUAUGAAACAGGAAAAUAGAAGUAAAAAAUACAUGGAAUCCCAUCAAACACACGGGCGCUACCAAACAUGCAAACACAUACACGUGCACAAUAACAGAAUAAAAAACGGUGACACAUUGAAGGGACGCAUUGAAAGUGGAAUUUACUAUUACUCUCAUUCUAUCUGGUUUAUUUUUCCCCUAUAUGCUUCUGUUCAUCCUGUUCCCUGCAUUUCCAUCCUUUUCUUAUAUCUGCAUCCAUCGCUUUACUUAUUGAUCGUCCUGUAUGUGUGUGUGUAUGUGUGAGCGUGUGCCUGUCUGUGUAUGUGCUAGUAGCGAAUGUAUAUUAUAAACAAAAACGAAACAAACAUAGACGUUGCAAAAAAUAAGACACAAAUUUAAAUGAAACGAAACCAACCCGUUGCAUCAACUCACUGUAACUGCUGCUUAAUAAAAACGGAACAAAAUAACUACAGUAAACAAAUCACAAACCACAUCUCUACAUCAACAAAGCGUAAAUGUUCACACAUUUACACAAACGUUGCACACACUACACACCGGAUAAAGCAAUACUUGGCAAGAGCUAAUACUAAUAAUCAUGGUAACAAGUGUACCAGCAUACCUUUCCAAACAUUCACACCAUCCGAACGCGAUCAGUCUCUAAACAUACGCGCCACCACAUACAUCCACACACACAUUUCCACAUACACUGAAACGCAGUCAAUCGUGUGCGAAAAGCGUAUUUAUCUUUCUCUCUAUCUCACUCUUUAACUCACAUUUAUCUAGCUUAAGUGGAAGAAAACCAAACAAAGGAUUGAAAGAAAGAAACUAUAAGAAAAAAACUAGUGGAAAAGCAAUGUAGUAAAGUAAAUAGAAAAUGCAGUAGAAAAAAAAACAAAAAGGCACGGGAGGAUGUAACGGCUGAAAAUAAUGGCAUAAUUUGUACUUGACAUUUAUCAAUCGAAUAAGCUACAUUAUUGUACAUUCAUUAUUGGUAUCUUUGGUCCUUACUUACCCAAAUUUUGUUUUUGGUGAAAUGGUUGAGGUUAUAGUUUACGUUGAUUAUGAUUACUUAGCUACUAAGCUAUUUAUCAUAAUUCAUCAUUGAAUUACAUUUUAACGCAAUCUAUUACAAUACUAUUCAUAUUGUUCAAUAUCUUAUUCAAUUUAAAAAGAGUCAGUUCAAAAUUUAGCACCCCUUUUUGAAAAAAGAGAGCUUUUGUUAGUAUGAUUCAAAAGGAAUGCAAGUUUAUAGUUUUUCCCCAACUAUUUCCUUCUACACGCUGCUUCAACAACCUCCCCUGAAAUAUAGAAGAAACAAAACUAUAUAAAUAUACAUAACCAUAUACAUAUAUACUACAUAUAUGAUCAUGUUUAAAACCCACUACUAUUAAAACAAAACACACUCACAAACACCCAUCAUCAGAGUACAGUAAGUACGCCAAUCAGCUCAUGUGUGAAUGUGUCUGUGUGUGGGUGUGUAGUCAUGCUUUAAUCCCAGUAGGCUCCUCACUCACGCGACACUCUCACGUCUACCGCUGCAUAAACAAACAUAAGCACUACACGACUAAACCAUUUCAAUCCUGGCAUUUGCUUCCAGAUUCCCUAACACGAACACACGAUAGACACAGCAAAG
This is a messenger RNA of Anopheles merus, 7060 nucleotides long. RefSeq names its product complexin (gene cpx). Gene Ontology annotation, biological process: regulation of neurotransmitter secretion; neurotransmitter transport; synaptic vesicle exocytosis. Gene Ontology annotation, molecular function: syntaxin binding. The record is from RefSeq and is a predicted model, not a curated record. The transcript has 5 exons. The coding region runs from base 553 to 951 and encodes 132 amino acids. NCBI's taxonomy places the organism in Eukaryota, Metazoa, Arthropoda, Insecta, Diptera, Culicidae. Gene Ontology annotation, cellular component: SNARE complex; terminal bouton.